UUUUCAUUUCAGUCCGACUUUACAUUUUUGUUGUUUCCUCUGACGAAAUUUCAUGUCAUUUUCAUUUCAAUCAGAUUCCACUCCACUAGCCUUAAACAUCAUUCAAAGACCUAAAUGAUGUUUAAAUAAAGUGAGUCCAGCCCACUGAUUUCAAUGUACUGCAAAAUUAAGGAAGCCUCUGCGAAGUCUUGCAGGAAUUGCUUUACAAUUUCUCACUUUUCAAGUAUUUAACACUUGCAGUCCUCAAUCCUCAUACUGCGAAUUCUUGAGGCUCCUAGUUUGCAAAUCCCUAAUCAAAAUGAAGAAAAUGGUGUUAAAAUUGUCGAUCGAGAACGAGAAAAGCAAGAAAAGGGCCCUAAAGACGGUUGCAGGUGUCCAAGGGGUGGAAUCUGUCGCGGUGGACAUGAAGGAGAAGAAAAUGACUGUAAUUGGGGAAGUCGACCCUGUAAAUGUUACAUCAAAGCUCAGGAAAUUUGGAUACACAGAACUUUUGAGCGUGGGGCCUGCCAAGGAAGAGAAAAAAGAGGCUCCCCAAAAACAGGAGGCAAAGAAAGAGGGGAAAAAGCCUGAACCCGCUAAAACAGUUGUAUACGUGCACAGGCCGGAUGAAUAUACUGCUUUCAGUGAUGAGAAUCCCAAUGCCUGCACCAUUUCCUGAACAAUUGUUUUUUUUUUUCUGAUGCAGAUCUUGGUUACAACUCAAGCGCCUCCUUUAGGGUUUUGCUACGGAUUUUGGAGAAAUUCGUACUGUGUAGCUUUUUGGAAACUGUGUGAUUCCACUCGAAUAAUUGUUGUGUAAAUAACAAUUAUCAAUAUCAUAGUCGGUUUAAUAUUA
Messenger RNA from Cryptomeria japonica (Japanese cedar), 835 nucleotides. RefSeq names its product heavy metal-associated isoprenylated plant protein 39. Gene Ontology annotation, molecular function: metal ion binding. The transcript is spliced from 3 exons. The record is from RefSeq and is a predicted model, not a curated record. Lineage: Eukaryota; Viridiplantae; Streptophyta; Pinopsida; Cupressales; Cupressaceae. The coding region runs from base 299 to 658 and encodes 119 amino acids.